Molecule: messenger RNA, 873 nt
Organism: Pochonia chlamydosporia 170
Lineage: Eukaryota; Fungi; Ascomycota; Sordariomycetes; Hypocreales; Clavicipitaceae
Product: ubiquinol-cytochrome C chaperone
Exons: 2
Coding region: 1-873 (290 amino acids)
Biological process (GO): mitochondrial respiratory chain complex III assembly
Cellular component (GO): mitochondrion
Source: RefSeq, a predicted model, not a curated record
AUGGCCUGCGAAUCGUGCAGAUUACAAACCCGGACGCUCCUACGCGCAGCAAUGCGCACGUCCUCCAGAGCCGCCCCUACGAGGACCCUGAACUUUCUACGACCGACAAGCUCAUCGUCCGCCGUACCGACACGAUUCUUCAGCACCAGCCCGCAAAGACGAAUCCUAGGCAUAGGCUCCUCACUAGGAGAAUCAUACCGCGUACUAGGCGCCUCCGAGAAGCUGUACAAGCUGUGCGCCCAACCCGCAGACUAUCACAUCACCGAAGAGGCGCGCAACAACGACCAAGUCGUGCGGUUAGAAGACGGCGAAGAACUAGGAACACCCAUAGACCCCGACAAUGUCUGGCACAAGACAUUCGGCCUGCAACCCAGCUUCAGCACCUGGUCCCACGUAACCAUGCUGCAUCUCUACCUCCUCCAAGCACGGGUCCGAUGCUUCGAGCGCGACACCUUCCGCAACUGGCAGCAACAGCUCGUCGACCACUUCUUCUUCGACUGCGAAAAGAAGAUGCACCUCGACCACAGCAUCACGUCCAGCGCCCUCCGCCAGCGGUACCUGAAGGAUAUUUUUGUCCAGUGGCGGGGGCUGCUGCUCGCGUAUGACGAGGGCCUCAUCAAGGGUGAUGCGAUUCUUGCGAGUGCAGUUUGGAGAAACUUGUUCAAGGGGGCGCCGGAGGUUGAUCCGCGGGCGUUGUGCGCAAUCGUCGGGUGGAUGAGGUCGAGUUUGGCGUCGUUGGAGGCGGCGAGUGAUGUGGAUUUUCCGCAGAGGGCGGGCGAUAUCUUGGGGAAGCCGGUGGAUGUGUUUUGGAGGAGGUUGGAGGAGCCGUUUAAGAAGGCUUUUGAGGGGGAGGUUGCGAAUGAGAAGGCGUAG